Messenger RNA from Pectinophora gossypiella (pink bollworm), 5327 nucleotides. It is a transcript of the gene Vps15, whose product is annotated as phosphoinositide 3-kinase regulatory subunit 4. The transcript has 28 exons. Gene Ontology annotation, cellular component: phosphatidylinositol 3-kinase complex, class III, type II; phosphatidylinositol 3-kinase complex, class III, type I; late endosome. The record is from RefSeq and is a predicted model, not a curated record. NCBI's taxonomy places the organism in Eukaryota, Metazoa, Arthropoda, Insecta, Lepidoptera, Gelechiidae. Gene Ontology annotation, molecular function: ATP binding; protein serine/threonine kinase activity; protein binding. The coding region runs from base 202 to 4329 and encodes 1375 amino acids. Gene Ontology annotation, biological process: protein phosphorylation; protein targeting to vacuole; macroautophagy.
UUCAUUUUCAAAAUAUUUGCUUUGUUUGUCAUAAUUUAAUGAAUAUUGUUCAGUAUAAAUAUAAUUUACGUAUGUUUAGUGAAGUAACAAUAUACCUAGUUAAUUUAUGAACUGUGAAAGACUUGUUGCCGUAUGGGACUUUUGUGAUUAUAGUAAAACUUCAGUGAUGUGUUAGAUUUUUAUGUAUAUUUUUAUCUAACAAUGGGGAAUCAACUUGUGGGUGUAGCUCCAUCGCAGAUCUACCCCGUAGAGCAUUACCUGAGCGACCAUGUGGACCUUACGUUUGACCAAAGCUUGGGUUCCACACGAUUCCUAAAGGUGGCGCGGGCGCGGUCCCGCGAGGGUCUGGUGGUAGUCAAGGUGUUUGCGGUCCACGACCCGUCGCUGCCUCUCGCUGAACACAAGGAGAGGAUACUGAAGAUUAAGGAGCAACUCGCUUCGGCAUUCAACUGUCUCCCUUUUCAGAGGGUUAUUCUAACAGACAAAGCUGGGCUCCUGAUGCGCGAGUACUGCAAAUGCAGCGUUUACGACCGCAUGUCCACGCGGCCAUUCCUCACUACACUUGAGAAGAAGUGGAUCACCUUCCAAGUGCUUUACGCCCUGCAUCGGAUGCACAAGCUCGGCAUCUGUCAUGGGGAUAUUAAGUUAGAGAACAUAAUGGUGACGUCGUGGCUGUGGGUGCUGGUGACGGACAUCGCCUCCUUCAAGCCCACUUUCCUGCCGGACGACAACCCGGCGGACUUCAGCUAUUUCUUCGACACGUCGCGCCGCCGCCUCUGCUACGUAGCGCCCGAGCGGUUCGUCAGGGCUCCUGACCCUGCCAACAGGCCUGUGAAUGAUGACAAAGGAGGGUUAUUGCUAAGCGAGUCUCCGUGUAAAGUUGGAGAGCUCGUUCCCAGCAUGGACAUCUUCUCGGCAGGUUGCGCUCUCCUAGAACUCUGGAAUGAUGGUACUCCAGCAUUAGACUUGCCGGGCCUACUGGCCUACCGCAACGGAGGGGACCGUCCCUCCACUAUGACCCUCCCGGAGGGCAGCGACUCUCGCCUGCGCGACCUUUUACACUCCAUGACUGAGGGGAACCCUCGCCACAGGAAGACAGCCGAGCUCUACUUGGAUGAGGCGAGAGGAAAAUUAUUCCCUGAAUAUUUCUACUCGUUCCUCCAAUCUUAUAUGCUGAUAUUCUCCGCACAACCCAUCCUGCCGCCGGACGAGAAGAUCCUGCGCAUCCACCAGGACAUACGGAACAUCAUCAAGAUAUUCACACAACCAUCAGACGCCAAGAACUACCAGGACUUGGUCGAGGAAACCACUGAUAACCAAACCACUGCUACAAUAGAUUCUUUGCGCAAAGACGGGGUUAAAGUCAUGACGGUGAAUUCUGGAGAAUUUGAUGAAGAAACCGACGAGAAAGCGCCGGAGAAGAAGGAGCUAGGACCUGACAGUGAAGGGCUGAUCCUGAUUACGUCGUUGGUGACGUCAUGUAUACGCGGGCUGCACCAUUGCACGUCGAAACUGUACAGUUUGGAGAUCCUGCAGUUGUUGUGCGAGAAUUCUAGUUCGGAAGUCAUUCUCGAUCGGAUUUUACCAUAUAUUAUCCACCUGUCCCACGACUCUGUAUCCCGCGUGCGCGCAGCGGCCGUGCACACCGCGGCCCGCUGCGUGGCGCUGGUGCGGGCGUUACCCAAGUCUGACUGCAACGUGUUCCCCGAGUACAUCUUACCGGAGCUGGCGCUGUGCGCCACCGACCCCGCCGUCACCGUCCGGAUAGCCUACGCCAACAAUAUCGCCAAGUUAGCAGAGACGGCGGUACGCUUCCUGGACCAGACGCAGCAUAUGGUGGACAAGGAGGCGGCCAACAUCAACUAUGAGACAGAAUUGUCGGCGCUGCAUGAAAUGGUACGGUCGACAGUGUCAUAUCUACUGACGGACUCGCAAGCGGUUGUGAAGCGGGCGCUCGUCGAAAAUGGUAUCACAAAGCUGUGCAUAUUCUUUGGGAAACAGAAAGCAAACGACGUGAUACUGUCGCAUAUGGUGACAUUUCUCAACGACAAGGAGGAGGCGGCUCUACGCGGCUGCUUCUUCGAGCGCGUGGUCGGCGUGGCCGCCUACGUGGGCCACCACGCCGCGCCCAUACUGCUCCCGCUGCUGCAACAGGGCCUGACGGACCAAUCUGAGUGGAUCAUCCUGCGCGCAGUACGGGCUACGACCAGCUUAGCUCAGCUGGGUCUGCUGGGCAAACAGCCGCUGUGUGAUCUGGUGGCCGAGAGCGCCGUGUACCUUGCGCAUCCUAACUUAUGGAUCCGUCACGAGGUAUGCGGGCUGGUGUCGGUGGCGGCCGGCCUGCUCAACCCCAUCGACGUGAACUGUAAGCUGCUGCCGCUCGUGUGGCCGCACCUCACGCACAAACUCAUACAGGUUGAGCGUGCAGAACUUCUUCUGGAGAGUCUAGCGGAACCGAUCCCGAGGAAGGUUCUAGACGCCGUUCUGAGACAUGGGGACGUGGACCGACUCGUGCAGACCCUCAGAGAACGACGGAACGCCAGGCUCAAGGUGAAACAAGGCAUGAUGCCGCAGUACAGUGAAAUGGGCCAGCAACUGCGGAACCUGUUCAGGAGAUUAGCAUCCGACGGUAUGACGGAGCAUGUGGAAAACCAACUUCUUGCUAUGAGUGCACAUCUUAUUAAGAUACAAGGAUCAUCUACACAGCACAUAUCAGACGCGCCGGGGCGGCUCGUGCUGGCCGACGCGGGCAACUCGCGCUGCGUGCAGCUGGACGCCGGCACAUGCGCCAGCGACGCCAGCGCAGACAAGCAUAUAUACCCCGCGCAACACAGGCGCAGUCACAAGACCUCGCUCUCACACGACACCCAUAUGAACACGGAAUGGCAACACAUGUUCGGACAGUCGCACGAGCAACAUUCCACUAGAGGAGGUCAAGAGUCGAUAUCGCAGUCGGCGGCGGCGUCGGGCCCCGCCAGCGCGGCCGUAUCGCAGACCGCCUCCGUGCAGCCCGCGCACUCGCAGAUGGGGCACAGCGCCAGCUACGUGCAGUAUAGCAUGGCGCCCUGUCGUGUUGAACUAAGGAAUCUCAACGCGAGAAUGCAACAGAAAUUCCAGAAAUCAUUAAGGAGUCAAGAGUACAUGGGUGGCGGCAGCGAAACGGUCCAGCUGCCGGCGUCCUGGCGGCCUGGCAACCAGCUACUGGCGUACCUGCACGAACACAAGGCGCGAGUGAAUCAGCUGGUGGCACUGCCGGCACACAGGCACAUGUUUGGCUCGUGCUCCGACGACGGCACCGUGCGCCUCUGGGACGCCACCAGGCUUCAGGGCAAUGCAUAUGUUAACAGGUCAAAGUCGAUGUACAACCGUAACGCGGGCCCCGUGGUGUCGCUGGCGGCCUGUGAGGGUGGUCAGUCGCUUGUGGCUGCGACACAGGAUUCCAUUUUUGUAUUGAGGCUGGACAGCGCGUCGUCCCGGCUGUCGCUGUCGCAGGGCCGGCAGCUGGACGCGGGCGGCGAGGGCUGCGCGGCGGCCGCCAGCGCGGGCGGCGUGCACGCCGGCGUCAUCUCCUACGCCACGCUCGCCAACACCGUGCUCGGCUGGGACCUGCGCGCGCCUGGCAACGCAUGGAAGCUCCAAGGAGACCUGAAGCAAGGCGUAUACACUUGCCUGUACGCCAACAGCUCCGGCUACCUGGCGGUAGGCACCAGCGGUGGCGCCAUCUGUGUGUGGGACCUGAGAUUCCAGCUGCCUAUAACCUCUGUGAGGCAUCCUAACUCGGAGCGCGUGCGGCGCAUCGUGGGCAGCGGCGGCGGGUCGCGCGUGUGGGCGGCGGGCGGGCGCGACGCGGGCGCCUGGUGCCUCGAGUCCACGCAGCGCACGCACGCGCUGUGGCCCUGCACCAACUCGCCGCAGCCGCUGCACUACACCGCCACCGCAUCGCACUACAUAAGCGCGGCGUACUACGGCGUGCGGGGUGGGCAGCGGUUCGUGGUGACGGGCGGGUCGGACCAGCGCGUGCGCUACUGGGACCUCGAGCACCCCGACGACUCGUACGUGCUGCUGCACGCGCCGCACGACCCGCUCAAAUACAACCCGCAGGCGCUCAAAUACAGGAGCCGCAUAAUCGACGGCACGACGGUCAUCCAAGAAUGCUGCAAGCUGAACCCGACUGAGCCCGUCGCCAUAUUGGACGAGAACGUGUACCGGGCAGUGGAGUCCCGGUCAUUCUGCCACACCGCGCCGCUCACUGACGUGUGUAUGGUGGACGCGGCUGCAUGCUACCUCGUCACCUCCUCGGCUGACGGCGUCAUCAAUGUAUGGAAGUAGUCAUUGGCGCCUAUUCGUUCACAAACUUAGCGGUUAUUAGGGCUCAAACUGGAUGACAGCGGCAGCGGCGCGGCGGCGAUAGCGGCGCGGCGUCCGCUGUACCGUUCUCGAUGCCAGCAGCCAAAUCGCGCGGUGUUGCGGCGGUAUACAGUUGUGUCCCAAAUGAACGCAAUGUCGAAACGGCGACAACGCAUUUUCGAUUGUAGUUCUUUUGUUUCGUACGAUUUAUUAUGGGCAAAAGAAGAUCUGAAUCCCUAUAAUGAACAAAGGAAACAAAAAGGCGAGUUUCAAACGCAGAGACACCGCUCGACUAGAGCGCACCGCUCGUACCCCGCUCGCCGCGCCGCUGCCAUCGAGAACACUUCAAUAUAAAUCUUAGCAUUUGAACGCGCCGCUCCCUGCACCGCCGCCUCCGCUGUCAUCCAGUUUGAGGCCUUAGACUAGUCAAUCCUGGCUGCAGAUGUAAAACAAAUCACAAAUAAAUCGUUUUAAAUGGUUCAAAACUCGCCUACAUACAUUCUAACACGAUGGAGAAUACGCUAGUUUCCAACUAGUCAAAUCACGGGGGUUAAAAUGGCCACAUCGAAGCAAUUCACCUAAGAAAGCAAUAUUGCUAUUUGAAAUUUGUUUUUAUUGUGCACCUACUUUUAUAUGCAAUAUUGCUUUCUUAGGUGAAUUGCUUCGAUGUGCCCUUUUUAACCCCCAGUUACUUUUUACUAAACAUCAAAUCAUAAUAUUUCUAUCGAAUUUGUAUGUAAAAGCACACUGUGAAGUUAUAGAAAAUCGUGAUAAAUUGUCGGACUUAUUAUUACUUUUUUUUUAUUAAAAUCCAUGAAGAAGUUAAGAUAAAAGAAAAUGUUUUUCGUUAGUUCUAGAUCUGUCUUUUUUAGUAAUGAGGAUUUCAUAAUUUAUCUUGAACCGAGUACACGACUCAAUUAUUAUGGGUGAUAAGCUGAUCUCUUGUCAUCUUAAGGUUCAUCAUUACCUUCUUAGGUCUU